GGUGUAGCCUCACAGCAAAUGCCCCAAAUGGGAGUGGUCAGAAGACAGUUGAAAAAUAAAACAAGACAACUCAACUGCCAAGAAUGGCGCGUGUCACAAUACAAAACCUCAAAGAACACACUGGAGUUACAGACAGACAGCUCAAUCUCCAAUGUCUCGACCAACAUUUUGACAAGCUAGCCCAAAAAAUACCCAACUGGUUGUCAUUAGCGAUGACUCUCGACUUGGAGGAGUACCAACAACAAGCCAUCAGGGUUGACCCUCUUUUAGAUUAUCUGCACAAAACCGUGGAGGUACUAAAGGUAUGGAAGAAGAAUAGCGUACGAGAGGCCACGUAUUUGAGGCUGGUGGAAGCUUGCCUGGAGAUGAGUAAUGCACUGUUGGCUGGAGAGGUCUGCACUUUGGCAAAAUCUGCCACUGCUGGUCCCCACAGUAUAGAGGGAUGGUUCAGAGAGAUAGGCCUCAUGGACGGAGACAUUGACCGUCUUACUCAGGCUGGAUUUGCAACCAAACAAGCUUUCAAUCUGCUGACAAUACCCGAACUCAACAACCUUGGCCUGACCCGUGGAGGUGUGAAGCUGUUACAGCGACACGUCAGCGCUAAUGAAGACAGAGUGUCCUCUUCCAACAACAUCGAAUCCCAGGCAGUGCCGGAUAUUUCAGCUCAAAGUCCGCCUACAACUACCGAGUAUCUGAGUGCUAAUGACAAUUUGAGACAUGUGUUCUCACUCACUUACGAAGCGAGAACAAAAUGGUUCAAUAUUGGACUUCAACUAGGACUUGCCAAAGACGUAUUGGACAGUAUUGGCAGGAACAGAAGCUUGCACGAGGACGGAGAUUAUUUCAGAGAAGUAUUGACGAGUUGGAUGCACGGAGGAAAUGCUAAAAUAAAGGAUUUAUUGGAAGCUUUGAAAGGACCUUCUGUAGAUAUGGCGGGUGUGGCAAGAAAUGUUGGAGAGAAAUUUGGACAAUAAUAGCAAUUGGACUGUUAGUUUUUUCACACUGUUCAUUUUAUGUGUUUUGUAUUAUAUGUAGUGAGCAAUUGCGAUCGGCAAGCAAUUGUGCAUGUGUGUGGGAAGUGCAAAUUGUUGGUAAAGUGUACAUCACAAAGAAAACUCUUAUUACAUUCCGUGGUAUAACCAUUGAUUCAA
Molecule: messenger RNA, 1151 nt
Organism: Halichondria panicea
Lineage: Eukaryota; Metazoa; Porifera; Demospongiae; Suberitida; Halichondriidae
Exons: 4
Coding region: 84-974 (296 amino acids)
Biological process (GO): signal transduction
Molecular function (GO): protein binding
Source: RefSeq, a predicted model, not a curated record